Cuscuta epithymum is the source of this 11596-nucleotide messenger RNA. The record is from the annotation of a GenBank genome assembly. Lineage: Eukaryota; Viridiplantae; Streptophyta; Magnoliopsida; Solanales; Convolvulaceae.
GUUAGGUUCAAAUGAGAACAAGCCUUAACGUGAGAAGUGAGAACAAUCACAACCAUCGAUUUAGAGGAUUUGAUCUGCGCUCAACUUAAAUUAUGUGAAGGUUAUUUACGUAUUUUAUUCCUAAGCAGUUUUGGUAACCGACUAAAGGCAGUUAAUGCAUUUAUCCAUAAUUGACUUUUCAAUUAUUGAAACAUUAAAUUCCAUAUAAUAUGAAACAUCGUUGAAGAAGUUUUCACAUUUUCUAAAAGCAAAUAACAUACUCACGGAAUUAACUUUUCCUUUUAUAAAACUUUUUGCAUGUUUUUUGGAAAUAUCAUUCCUUUUUAUUCAAUUUGUCUUUUGGUCACGUUCUUCUCCAUUAAAUUGUAAUUUUUUUUUCUAUUCAUUUAUUUUGCAUCAAAUAGUAAUUGUAGUGUGUUAUAUCCUAGCUAAUAGUAAGAUGGUCAGUUCAUGUGUUCUAAAUUUUGGGUUGUUGUUUGUAAAAUACAGAUUCUUGUGCGAUAAAUACUUAUUGUGAUUAUGUAUAUAUGUAUUAUAUGUUAUUUACUGGUUCUUGGGUUUGUAUUCGUAUUGUGCAUCAGAUAUUGAUUCUUGUGUGUUAUAUAUUAGUUUAAGUUGUGUGAAAUCCUUAUGCGUUAGAUAUUAAUUAGUUUUUGUUGUGUGUCAAAUUUUUUGUGUAUGUUUCUCAUCAAGUCUAGUUCAUCCAUACCAAAUUCAACAAAAUAUUCAACCGGGAAGGUCGUCAAAUGAUUUUUGCAAGUUAACUGCUCUAAGCAUGUCCCUGUUAUUCUUACGGCCUGUUUGGAUUGAGUGUUGAGGAGUGUUAGUAAUGGAAGUGUUAGUAAGUGUUGAUGCUAACACUUGUUUGGGAGAAAAAUCCAGAGGUGUCAAGAAGUGUUAGUAAUGGUUAGGAAGUGUUAAUAAUAACCUUCCAAACACCUCAAUUGUCCAUUUUUUUAACACCCCGAUUUGGAGUGUUUUGAGGUGUUGAACAAUUAUUACGUACCCUUCUCAUUUACCCCGAAAAACAUAAAAUGCUUCGACAUUUCACUUCGAAUGUCUUUCCCACGGGUCUGAUGGUUUGUUUUUUCAUCUCUUCUCUUUACUCGUUUCUUUUGCCUCAAGGUAAAAUUAUUAACACUUCCAUUAUUAACACUUCAUUCAUUUGACUCUCCCAAACAAGGUAAAAUUAUGUCUAACACUUACACUUCCCUUCCCUUUGGAACUCUUACUAACACUUACUAACACUUCCAUUACUAACACUUCCAAACACUCCAUCCAAACAGGCCCUUAGGGUCAUAAUCCUCCACCCUUUUGCUUGGGACCAGUGUUUCUAAUGGUGCUCGAGCUUCGAAUCCAUAAGUUAAGGCGAAAGGAGUUUCACCAGUAGCCUUCCUUGGGGUAGUAUGGUACGCCCAAAGUAUGUAGUUGAGUUCAUUCACCCAAGUUGUUCCCAUUGACUCCAACUUUCUUUUGAGGCCGUUGACAAUAGUUCUGUUGACAUUUUCCACUUGUCCAUUGCAUUGGGGUAAGCAAUAGAAGCCCUGCUAGCCUCAACUCCCCAUUGUUCGCAAAAGUCCUUGAAUGGAUCAGAGUCAAACUUCUUCCCAUUGUCAGUGAUAAUUUGCAUGGGAACACCAAAUCGACAAAAUAUAUUUCUCCAGACAAACCUCUUGCAUUGUUCCGCAGUGAUGGUGGUCAUUGGUUCAGCCUCAAUCCACUUUGUGAAGUAAUCAAUCGCCAUUAUUACGAACUUCCGUCCUCCUGAGCCUGGCGGGAAAGGCCCAACAAGGUCUAUUCCCCACCUGGAGAAGGGAAUUGCAGUGCUGAUGGGAUGAUAUAGUGUGGCAGGUCUGCCGGGGUUUGUUUGAAACUUCUGGCAGACCUCACACCUUCGUGCAAAGUCCACGCAAUCCCUUAUCAUUGUAGGCCAGAAAUAUCCUUGCAAAAGAGCUUUCCUACUUAGGGUAAACGCACCUUGAUGGGAUGAACAGGUCCCUCGUGUAACUCCUUGAUCACUCGCUGAGCCAGUUCUGGCCCCAGACAUUUGAGUAGCACGCCAUUGUAGCUUCUUUUUUAAAGUUUUCCAUUUUCAAUGACGUAGUUUGGAGCCCAUCUCUUGAUCAACUUUGCCUUCUCCUCGUCUGAAGGCAGUGUUCCGGCUUCCUUGUAUUCCAUCAAUUCUUCAACCCAGGAUUUUUGCCUUGGUUCGACAGGCAAGACCUCCAGGUCUUUUAUGACCUUGAUGCUGGGUUUAUCCAGCUCUUGUAUCUGGGCUAUGCGCAUAAGGUGCUCAGGCGCAUCUUUGGUCAGCUUUGACAGAAUGUCUGCCUCGUUGUUUUGGGCUCGGGGAACACAUAUCAGAUCUGACUCCUCAAACUGUUUGAUAAGUUCCAGAGCUACGUCCUUGUAUUUCUGCAUUCUUUCUUCUUUGGCUUCGUAUUCCCCUCUGAGCUGUUUGAUAACCAACUUAGUGUCAUUUUUAAUCCUCAGUUUUUGUGCUUUGAAGUGGAUCGCUAUCCUGAGGCCGGAUAGCAGGGCCUCGUACUCAUCUUCAUUAUUGGAUAGGUUAAACUUGUAUCUGAGGACGUGAUAAGUUUUGAAACCUUCAUGGGUGAUGAGGACCACCCCUCCUUCGCAACCUUUGGAUCCUGAUGAUGAUCCAUCAGUCAUCAGGGUCCACCAAUCCUCUUCUUUGUGUCUCUUUUCUUCAGCCAAGUCCCGGGCAGUACAUUCAACCAAGAAGUCUGCCAAGGCCUGGCCUUUGAUUGAUGAUCUAGGUUGGAAACUUACUUGAUACUGACUGAUCAGCAAGGACCACUUCACAAUUCUAGCGGUUUUAGUUGUCCUGAACAAUGUGCCAACUCCCAGGCCCGAGAGCACUUUGAUUGGAUGAGCCUGGAAGUAAUGCGCCAGUUUCUUGGCCGCUGUGUAAACUGCAAGAGCGAUCUUUUCCAAGGCCGGAUACCUGAGCUCAGCUCCAUGAAGGACUUUGCUGAUGUAAUAGACCGGCUUUUGCACUGUUCCUUCCUCGCGUACCAAAACAGAGUUGAUUGCGCUUUUGGUUACUCCCAAAUAGAGAGUGAGGGUCUCACCGGCUUCAGGUUUGCUGAGCAGUAGAUCUGAUUGUAAAUACUUUUUGAGGCAGACAAUAAUAAUUGUACUAUUAAGCUAUUUAAUUUUCACAUAGAGCUUAUUUUUAUACCUUUUCACUUAUUUUUAUUUUACUUGCAAUUUGUCAUACGAUCCAAAUUUUAAUUUUCUUACCACUACUAAAACAUAUAUAAUAAAAGCUAAACAUAUAAUUUAUAUUGUCUUCUUUUAUUUCACAAAAUUACACAUUAUGUACAAUCAUAAAAUAUAAUUUUAUAUAAAUUACUAUUCAAUUCUAGAUAUACCCGGUGCAUCGCAUGGGUACUUGGUUUGGUUUGUAUAAAAUUUUAAAGAACCCGUAACGGGCUCACUACGGAGCACGCGAUCCACACUCGUCAAAAAAAUACGGAGUUCUACGUGCUACUCAGUACUCAUAGUACUCAAUCGGAUAAAAAUUAAAAAAGAAACGAGUUCCGUCACUUCCGUGACCUCAAAAUUCAGAAACCAUCCCAAGCUAAAUAUAGCAAUUAGCAAAUGCAGAUGACACGUAUUGCCACAUUAAUUUUCUAAAUUAUACGUAUCCGAGGCUUUUUUGGAUGGAAUUUAAACUUAAAUGAAUUGCUUAAUACUGCCCUAAUGAAAAGUAAAAUAUUAAAAGUGCAAUUUCAUCACAUCCCGUUUUCGAUCGGUUUGGGAUGUUUUCUUUUGGACUGAAAUUUGCUGGUCUGGUCUGGUCUGGUCUGUUUAAGUCUGGUCUGGUCUGGUCUGUUUAAGUCUGGUCUGGUCUGGUCUGAACUGGUCUGGUCUGGUCUGGUAAACGUCUGGUCUCUGUGUAUUUUAUAACUACGGAAGUCUGGUCUAGUCUGGUCUGGUCUGUUUAAGUCUGGUCUGGUCUGGUCUGGUCUGUUUAAGUCUGGUCUGGUCUGGUCUGGUCUGUUUAAGUCUGGUCUGGUCUGGUCUGGUCUGUUUAAGUCUGGUCUGGUCUGGUCUGGGACUGAAAACAGUCCAAAAGAAAACAUCCUGGGACUUGUACAAAAAAUAUCGAUUCGGUGUCAUUACGGGUCGGUCCAUACGGUUCGGUACAAUGCUUUUCAAUUUUUUUAUCCACCCUAAAUUAGUUACUUUAAUUGGAUUUUCAUUUUUGUAGUACUUUUCAUUCUACUUUCCUUUGCGUAAACAUCAAUCUUCAGUUUUUUAUUGUUUUGUUUCUCACCUAAUUUAAAGUUGACAAAGUGUAAUAGAAUGAAAAUAAUAUCUUUUCAGUUAUUAUAUAUGUUAAUUGUAAAACUUAGGGGUGACCGGUGGGCGUAGCUCAACUGGUAUACAAGAGGUGUCACAAGAGGUAAGUAUCGGGUUCGAAUUUGGUAACUGUAAUGAGAGAUUAUUAUGUAAAAUGCAUAAAGCCUCUGCAAAUACCUGUGUCAGAGCCUCACUCGCUAUCUGUCAGCUUGUGAUUAAAGUUCAAAUUGGAUCAUCCAUUUAACUAACCGAUCGGUGUUGAAGGGCUCUCAGUGAUGGGUGUUGUUGAGGUUUUGUCCCGUAGAUCCGGAAGCCCAACAUAAACUUCGGAUAUUAAGGACGAUGGAUUCGGUAUAAAAGUGAAUAAAUAUAUAAAAGUGUAUGAACUAGCUAUUUUUACGUGGAAACCCGGAAAGGGAGAAAACCACGGGACUUUUUAGGCUAACGUCCAAGCCCGCUCUUUCUCAUUAAUAUCCUCCCAUCACUCAUUUACAUAGUAUAAAGGUAGAGCUCCAUUAAUGGAGGUAUGAACUAAUCUAUCAAGAAGGAAAAAUAAGCAGGGAGGGAGGAGAGAGCUCCAAAAAGAGAGAUCCUUUAAUCAGGAGGCUUGGCCUCCUAUUUAUAGAAGGGGGAGGGGAAACCCUCUAGUCUAACGGGCCGAAAAGGCCCUAAUGGGCCGAAACGGGCCUAAAUGGGCCGGCGAACCCAAAUGGGCCUCGCCAAUUGGGUUCCGUAUCGGGGUGAGGCUUUGGGCCUCUGAACAGUAGUGGGCCGGGGUAAUAUACCCAACACAAGUCCCCCAGUUUCUUGAGUAGUGAGCCUGUGAAUCUGCUCGAGAAAGUAUACUCUUGCUCACGUCCUUCCCUGCCUUCCCUAAAUCAGAGUCUUGGAAUAAUCUUGGACGCAAGGCAUGCAUAAGCCAUAAGUGAGGUGCAAUCCCGCACUAGGCACGUCGGCGCUAAAGAGCCAGCCGCUCGUGCUGCAUAAGACGGCGGUCCCGACCUGAAUGGCAUGGGUGGACCUGACCGAGAAGAAGGCACGACGGCGCUGUAGAGCCAGCCGUUCAUGCUGCAUAAAAACGGCGGUUGUCAUCCUAGAUUAAGGAUGGACGAGCCCAACCAAGAGCCAGGCAUGACGGUGCUGCGGAGCCCGUUCAUGCUGCAUAUAAGCGCCGGUCGCCAUCCUAGAUCAAGGAUGGACGAGCUCGACGGAGAGUCCGACACGACGGUGCUUUGGAGCCCGUUCGUGCUGCAUAAAAGCGGCGGUCGUCAUCCCAGAUUAAGGAUGGACGAGCCAAACCGAGAGCCAGGCACGACGGUGCUGUGGAGCCCGUUCGUGCUGUAUAAAAGCGGCGGUCGUCAUCCCAGAUUAAGGAUGGACGAACCCGCCAAAAAGCCAGGCACGACGGUGCUGUGGAGCCCGUACGUGCUGCAUAAGAGCGACGGUCGCCAUCCCAGAGCAAGGAUGGACGAGCCAAUCCGAGAGCAAGGCACGACAGUUUGUUUUUCAUUUGCCACAGGUCAGCACCAAAAUUGAGGUGCAAGCCGUUCGGUUAAUUUCUGUCGGUUGUUCUUUGUUUCCUGAACGCGCAAGUCAUCAAUGUUUAACGCUUGCUGCGCCCCCGAGCACCAUGUUUCAGAUGCAUGUCGUCCGGUCUAUUACCGUCGACUGGUUGUUCCCUGAACGCGCAAGACAUAAUGUUUAAUGCUUGCUGCGCCCCUGAGCACCAUGUUUCAGAUGCAUGUCGUCCGGUUUAUUACCGUCGACUGGUUGUUCCCUGAACGCGCAAGUCAUCAAUGUUUAACGCUUGCUGCGCCCCCGAGCACCAUGUUUCAGAUGCAUGCCGUCCGGUUUAUUACCGUCGACUGGUUGUUCCCUGAACGCGCAAGUCAUCAAUGUUUAACGCUUGUUGCGCCCCCGAGCACCAUGUUUCAGAUGCAUGCCGUCCGGUUUAUUACCGUCGACUGGUUGUUCCCUGAACGCGCAAGUCAUCAAUGUUUAACGCUUGCUGCGCCCCCGAGCACCAUGUUUCAGAUGCAUGCCGUCCGGUUUAUUACCGUCGACUGGUUGUUCCCUGAACGCGCAAGUCAUCAAUGUUUAAUGCUUGCUGCGCCCCCGAGCACCAUGUUUCAGAUGCAUGCCGUCCGGUUUAUUACCGUCGACUGGUUGUUCCCUGAACGCGCAAGUCAUCAAUGUUUAACGCUUGCUGCGCCCCCGAGCACCAUGUUUCAGAUGCAUGCCGUCCAGUUUAUUACCGUCGACUGGUUGUUCCCUGAACGCGCAAGUCAUCAAUGUUUAAUGCUUGCUGCGCCCCCGAGCACCAUGUUUCAGAUGCAUGCCGUCCGGUUUAUUACCGUCGACUGGUUGUUCCCUGAACGCGCAAGUCAUCAAUGUUUAAUGCUUGCUGCGCCCCCGAGCACCAUGUUUCAGAUGCAUGCCGUCCGGUUUAUUACCGUCGACUGGUUGUUCCCUGAACGCGCAAGUCAUCAAUGUUUAAUGCUUGCUGCGCCCCCGAGCACCAUGUUUCAGAUGCAUGUCGUCCGGUUUAUUACCGUCGACUGGUUGUUCUUUGUUUCCAGUCAUGAACGUCUAUGCGCUUCAUGCCGUCCGUUUUUUUUUUUUUUUUUGUGCUGAGAUGAUGGCUCCCCAUGGAUCGAGACAAGUGGUAUCUAUCGAUCGAGGUGAGACUUUAUGGAAUGUGAAGAUGCCUCCCAAGCGAAUAAUGUCGUGCCGUGGGGCUGAUCAUGAUAUAUUGAUAUGAAGACAUGAAUAAAUCCAAGGGUCUUGCGAGCGCCCUCUGCUCAAGGACAGCGGCAGCAACUGCGGCAGCGGUCCACAAAAUGUAGCCAUGCUGAAAGUCAAGCAAUGGUCCUCAUCCGUGCAGUGCGGGGACGAGGCCGCUUUUCAAAGAUGAUAAACACGUAGUGCCGACAGGCUGAUCGUGAUAUGAUGAUAUCGGCAAUGAGAAGCCAACCUAAAAAUCAAGCAACGGUCCUUAUCCGCGCAGUGCGGGGACAAGGCCGGUCUUCAAAUGUGAUAAUGGCACCGUACCAGAGGGUCGGUGGCCAUGUAAUGAGGUCGCCACCGGGGGCUGAUCGGAAAGGAACAAGCAACGGUCCUUAUCUGCGCAGUGCGGGGACAAGGCCGGUCUUCAAAUAUGAUAAUGGCACCGUACCAGAGGGUCGGUGGCCAUGUAAUGAGGUCGCCACCGGGGGCUGAUCGGAAAGGAACAAGCAACGGUCCUUAUCUGCGCAGUGCGGGGACAAGGCCGGUCUUCAAAUAUGAUAAUGGCACCGUACCAGAGGUCGGUGGCCAUGUAAUGAGGUCGCCACUGGAGGCUGAUCGGAAAGGAACAAGCAACGGUCCUUAUCUGCGCAGUGCGGGGACAAGGCCGGUCUUCAAAUAUGAUAAUGGCACCGUACCAGGGGGUCGGUGGCCAUGUAAAGAUGUCAGCGCUGGGGGCCGAUCAGAAAUAAAUAAUCAACAGUUCUCAUCCGCGAGGAGCGGAGAUGAGGCCGGUCUUCCAAAUGAUCACCAUGCCGAGCCAGGAGAGUCGGUCGUGGUGAGAGAAAAUUCGGCGCUGGGAGGCCGAUCUGUAAAUCCGAGGGGCUUACAGGCGCCCUCAGCCCAUAAUGUUGCUCUAGGUGCCGAACGGCGGAGGCCGAAUUGCCAGUCAGGUAGCGUAAUCUGAAAGUUUGUGUAUCGUACAGUCCAUAGGACUUCCCUUCAUGUGUUGUGACAUCUAUACAUUUGUAGUCCCUUCUUUUCUCAAUCGUCCAUGAUUCCUUCAACACACUAGUAGCCUCACUCUUUUUUUUUUUUUUUUUUUAUUAUAUAUUUUUUUUCCCUUUCCUUUCUUUUUUUUUCUUUCCUUUUUUUUUUCCUUUCCCUUUUUUUUUCUCUUUCCUUUCCUUUUUUUUUUUUUGCGUUUCCUGAUCUUCCCGUCCGGUCUGACCAACCGGCUCUGAGUGUAAAUAUUCCUUCUUUUCGUUCCCAUUCAUCAACGUCUCUGCGCUUCAUGCCGAACGUCAUGAACAUCCCUAUGCUCCAUAAUCUCCCCGUUCGAGAACUUCGAACGGCCCUGAAUAAAUGUGAUUCCUUUCUUGUUGCCGGGCAUGAACGUCUACGCGCUUCAUGCCGAAUUGUCAUGAACAUCUAUGUGCAUCAUGACAUCCCGUUCGAGAAUAUCUCAAGAAUCUCACUGCACAGUAAGCAUGGUAAUACGGCCGAACGACCCGAACAACAUAUACAAGUAUAUACACACAUGUGUAACAUUUCUUUUUUAUUAUUAAUUUUUCAUCCAUGACUAUCGGCCGAAGCGGUAAUGAUAACCCUUGGCCUAGAUUCAUUUCUUGAUCUGUUAGACUCCACGACUCGAACCACCUAGUGUUUUGUCGGGUAUUCAAGUACGUAUUUCGCCCCGUACUGGGUACAGUUGCUGUUCGGGCACUCAAUGCCGAACGAGACCAUGAGUAGUCUCCAAGUCAAAAUACGUCAUCGGGCAAUGCCCUUGCGAGACGCUUUAGCUACUUUAGGCCGAUCGGGGGUGGACCGAUAUGCCCAGUAAAACCAAUCAUUUAAUUAAAAUGACGGUGAGGUUUUAUUAGAGCCGAACUCAUUGCUAGAGCACGACCUUAUUCCGUUCGGGGUGUUUUUCACCCUUAACACCGGUUAUUUAACUAAAAAUGAUGGCGAGUUCAUUACUAGAGCUUCACUCGGCCCUAUUCUGUCCGGGAACUUUAAUCCCUAAUUCCUGUCAUUAAAAGUUAAAAUAACGGCGAAUAUCUAUCAUUGGAGCUUUCCUCGAUGAUAUUUAACUCGGGAUAUUCUAAUCCCUACUAAACAAAUCAUGGCGAUGUGUAACUAAUAUUAAUAUUACUACAUCACUACAUUUAAUAUUUUUCAUGGAUGUACCGCCAAUGCCGAAUGGGCCCAUGAGUUAUUUUCAAUGUAAAAUACGUCAUCGAGGACACUUCAGCCAAUUAAUUUGGCCCGGUCGGGGGCGAGCUGAUACGCUCAAUCAAACCAAGCAUUUAAUUAAGACGUUGGUGAUCUUAUAUAUAGAGCCCCGUUCGGUAUUAUAUUAUUCGGGAUAUUUCAAUCCCUAUUAUUGCCAUGUAGUAGCACUUGAUGUACUAACACCGGUCAUUUAUACCGAAAAUGACGGUGAACUUAUUAUUCGAGCCUCACCCCGACACUAUUUUAAUUGGGACAAUUUUAAGCCCCGAAUAAUAAUAGUGAUGCAAGUAACAAUAGCAAUGCAAUUUAUCUGAAAUGGAAUCACCAAGUGAUAGAAAUGAUGGUACUUAGCUGAAUCAGGCUGAAUUUCAGGUGUCAGGCCAAUAAAUUGACCCGAUAAUGAAUAAAAUAACCUCCAUCGCACCAGAGGGCCCUUCUGGCUAGUUGAAAAUCGUUUGGACAGAUAUUGGGCCCAUCAAAUACUUCAUUGGGGGCAGACAUGAUCCAGCCCACCGUAAGGUUACAAUAUCUGGUCGUUCGAGCUUUCCUCACUCUACCAGAUUUUAGGAACCACGAAAAACUCAUCGUUCUCAAAAGAUGAGGUCCGGACUCGGAACGGGAAGGUGCCGAACGGCGUAGUGCCAGAAAACGAGCUGGGCGACGAUCGGUCCGGUUGAUGGUUUCAGCUGAACGUGAGACCGGCAGGAGGUCUCGACCGGCAGGAGGUCAGAGGUCUCGAUUGAGCAGUAAUAGUGCAGGUAGGCAUAAGGGCUAACUGAGCGAGAAAAUCACCGCACGGCUGAGGGCUUACCUGUUCGGGUUCUAGUAUUUUUCUGAAGACAUCCCGUUCGGUAAAAGCUGUCAGAUGGUCGUUCAAGAUCAAGACCAAGCUUCUGAUCAGGAAAUACCGUUCCGGGGAGAAAUGAUGCUACUUCCUAACAUCCUGCCAUCUUUGAUAAUAGAAGCCACUGGCCGGAUAUAAAUUUUCUCUUUGGUGGCCGUUCGGUAACCUUCCCCACAGCGGAUGUUCUCUUCUGAGUAAUUGUGGGAAUGGAUAGAUAAGGGGACAGCUGUUAUGGGCUGGUUAUGCCCCUUCCCGGGUAGGUCCGACCUCCGUUCUCAAUUUUGAGCGAUGAAACGGUCUCUGUGAACCUUCAUUAUUCACCAUGCCCCCUUGUUCUGUCCCCCUCGUGAUUUCCCGUUCGGCAAAAGAUAUUGCUGUGGAAAAGUCAAAUAAUACCACAUACCUGAGGUCCUUUUGUUCGGGUAAUCCAGAUACAUCGGUUCUACAGGAGGUAGUGAACCGGUGGCCUCUUGUGUUGUCAGUGGAAUGCAUAAAUUUAGCUUUGGGCGUUCGGGACUCCCGUUCGGGAGGCGGCGUUGGUUUAGUUGAUAAGAACGAAUUUGGAAUAUCACCCACUUGUGUUGUCAGAUGACAAUAAUUCUCUUUGGCCCACUCAUCAUUUCUUUCAAUCAUUAGUAACUUUGCAUAACAAUAAUUCUCCUUGGCCUCCUGCUUCACCCUUAACACUUACUUCAAGAUAUGGGAUAGAUAAACCAACUAUGGUCAAGCUGCUGGAGUCGUUUGACUGGAGCACAGCCUGCCUUCUGCGCGGAACUUUGGACUCUCCGGUUGUUUGUCCUUCAUGAACCCUGGAACGCUGUUGCUUGUCUCCCUUGUUGUCGAAUCUCUUCUUUUAUUUUUUUUUUGGUUGGAAAUCAGUUCUUCACAUCACCUUUUAGUAGAACAGCAAGUACACGUGAAUCUUUUUGAACUUUUCCCACAGACGGCGCCAAUGUUGAGGUUUUGUCCCGUAGAUCCGGAAGCCCAACAUAAACUUCGGAUAUUAAGGACGAUGGAUUCGGUAUAAAAGUGAAUAAAUAUAUAAAAGUGUAUGAACUAGCUAUUUUUACGUGGAAACCCGGAAAGGGAGAAAACCACGGGACUUUUUAGGCUAACGUCCAAGCCCGCUCUUUCUCAUUAAUAUCCUCCCAUCACUCAUUUACAUAGUAUAAAGGUAGAGCUCCAUUAAUGGAGGUAUGAACUAAUCUAUCAAGAAGGAAAAAUAAGCAGGGAGGGAGGAGAGAGCUCCAAAAAGAGAGAUCCUUUAAUCAGGAGGCUUGGCCUCCUAUUUAUAGAAGGGGGAGGGGAAACCCUCUAGUCUAACGGGCCGAAAAGGCCCUAAUGGGCCGAAACGGGCCUAAAUGGGCCGGCGAACCCAAAUGGGCCUCGCCAAUUGGGUUCCGUAUCGGGGUGAGGCUUUGGGCCUCUGAACAGUAGUGGGCCGGGGUAAUAUACCCAACA